This is a messenger RNA of Glycine soja, 2859 nucleotides long. Its product is annotated as E3 ubiquitin ligase PQT3-like. The transcript has 15 exons. Gene Ontology annotation, molecular function: ubiquitin protein ligase activity; zinc ion binding; nucleic acid binding. Gene Ontology annotation, biological process: mRNA processing; protein ubiquitination; ubiquitin-dependent protein catabolic process. Gene Ontology annotation, cellular component: nucleus. The coding region runs from base 73 to 2622 and encodes 849 amino acids. The record is from RefSeq and is a predicted model, not a curated record. NCBI's taxonomy places the organism in Eukaryota, Viridiplantae, Streptophyta, Magnoliopsida, Fabales, Fabaceae.
UCAUCGUCCUUUGUUAUUAUUGGUUCUAAGAUUAAAAAAAUCUUUUUCUAUAGAUAGAAAGAGAAAUAUACCAUGGCGGUGUAUUAUAAAUUUAAGAGUGCAAGAGAUUAUGAUUCAAUUCCCAUGGACGGUCCUUUCAUCUCUGUUGGUACUUUGAAAGAAAAAAUAUUUGAAUCCAAGCAUUUAGGGAGGGGUACUGAUUUCGACCUUGUGGUCACCAACGCCCAGACCAAUGAAGAAUAUCUUGAUGAAGAAAUGUUGAUUCCUAAAAAUACCUCAGUGUUAAUUCGUCGGGUUCCAGGACGGCCACGUUUACCAAUUGUUACUGAAAUAGAACAAAAGGUGGAAAAUAAGGUGGUGGAAUCUGAACCUGAAAACAGAAGCUUACCAGCUGAAGAUCCAUCUGCCAUGAAAUAUCCUGAAGAUUCAGACUGGGAUGAAUUUGGCAAUGAUUUGUAUUCAAUUCCUGAUCAAGUGCCUGUUCAAUCAAGCAACUUAAUUCCAGAGGCUCCUCCUCCCAACAAAGCUGAUGAAGACAGUAAGAUUAAAGCCUUUGUUGAUACUCCAGCCUUGGAUUGGCAACGUCAAGGUUCAGAUUUUGGCACUGGUAGAGGCUUUGGAAGGGGUACAGGGGGACGGAUGGGUGGUGGACGUGGUUUUGGGAUGGAGCGAAAAACACCUCCACAAGGCUAUGUAUGCCACAGAUGCAAGGUGCCUGGACAUUUUAUUCAGCACUGUCCUACAAAUGGUGACCCGAAUUAUGACAUGAGAAAAGUCAAGCAACCUACUGGUAUUCCAAGAUCCAUGCUGAUGGUAAAUCCACAAGGUUCCUAUGCUUUACCUAAUGGUUCAGUAGCUGUCUUGAAGCCAAAUGAGGCUGCUUUUGAGAAAGAAAUAGAAGGGAUGCCAUCAACACGUUCUGUUGGGGAACUACCACCCGAGCUCCGCUGUCCCUUAUGUAAUGAUGUUAUGAAAGAUGCUGUACUGACAAGCAAGUGUUGCUUUAAAAGCUUUUGUGACAGAUGUAUUAGGGACUAUAUUAUCUCCAAGUCUAUCUGUGUAUGUGGUGCAACAAAUAUUCUUGCAGAUGAUCUCUUACCAAAUAAGACAUUACGAGAUACCAUCAAUCGUAUAUUGGAGUCAGGCAAUAGCAGUGCUGAAAAUGCUGGGAGCACUUUCCAAGCUCAAGAUAUGGAGUCUGCUCGCUGUCCGCAGCCUAAGAUUCCAUCCCCAACCUCAUCUGCUGCGUCCAAGGGAGAUCUAAAGGUUUCAUCUGUUAAUGAAAAAACAACAAAUAUACAGGAAACAGCAGAUGAUAGAAAGGCUGUUUCUGCUCCACAGCAGACAUCAGAGCAAGUAAGGAACCCCAGAGCUGCUGAUAUAUCCGAAGCUACUCACGAGUCUAUGAGUGUGAAGGAACCAGCCUCACAAGGGAGUGCUCAGCAGGUUGAGGAAGAAGUGCAGCAAAAGUUGGUUCCUACUGAGGCUGGAAAGAAAAAGAAAAAGAAGAAAGUUCGUUUGCCCCCAAAUGAUUUGCAGUGGAAAACCCCACAUGACUUUGGGGCUGAGAACUAUAUGAUGAAUAAUAUGAUGCCAAUGGUUCCACCUCCUGGCUAUAAUUCGUACUGGAAUGGCAUGCAACCUAUGGAUGGAUUUAUGGCACCGUAUGGUAAUCCAAUGCAAAUGAUGGGUUAUGGUCUGGGCCCCUUGGACAUGCCAUUUGGUGGUAUGCCACAAGACCCAUUUGGCAUGCAAGGUUACAUGAUGCCUGGUUUCCCGCCUCAUAGGGAUCUUGCUGACUUCAGUAUGGGAAUGAAUGUUCCACCUCCUGUAAUGAGUAGAGAGGAGUUUGAAGCCCGGAAAGCUGAUAUGAGGAGGAAGCGUGAAAAUGAUAGACGUCCUGAAAGGGACUUCUCUAAAGAUCGAGACUUUGGUAGGGAAGUGAGCAGUGUUGGGGAUGUUUCUUCAAUGAAAUCAAAAACUAGGUCAAUUCCACCGUCCUCGGGUAGCGAUUACCAUCAGCCCCGUUUCCGUUCAGAGCGACACUCACCUGAUAGGUCUCCGCGCGAUGUGGAACCUCCACCUCCACGCCCAACCAAGAGAAAGUUAGAGCACCACUCCGAUCGCGAACGCGAAGACAGGGAUCGCGACUAUGAGCACGAGCGCCACCACCGCCGUCACCGAUCGGAAUCCUCAUCCAGAAGGUCAUCGGAACCAGUCGCCAAACCUUCAUCCAAUGCCGCUGCUGCUGCUGCUGCAGCAGCAGCAGCAGCAGCGGCAGCAGCCGCGGAUCGCAAGCAGAAGGCCAGCGUGUUCUCCCGCAUAAGCUUUCCUGCUGAAGAGGAACCUCCUAAGAAGAGAAAAGUCACCGCUUCUUCCACAACGGAACCAGCCGCUACCGCCGCCGCACCCAGUGCCUCUUCGGCACACCUAAAGACAGUGUCGAACGGUUACUACGAAGGGAGGAAGAGUAGCGGCGUGGCGGACUACGAAUCCAGUGACGACGAGCGGCACUUUAAACGGAGGCCGUCGAGGUACGAGCCGUCGCCUCCGCCGCAGCCGGCGGAGUGGGAGGAGGAAGGGAGGCAUUCGAGAGGAACGAGGGAGCGCAAGCAUAGGUGAGUGGCAAUUUUGAUAGGCAGCCAAGGACGAAGGAAACGGACACCGAGAGACGACCAGACUCAACUUGUCUCUUCCGAACCUUGAAAUAAACUUCUUGUUCUUUGAAGGAAGGGAAUUUCAAUGUAACUUUGCUGCUGUGACUGAAUCCCGUCAAUUUUCAAUAAUUUCUCCAUGUAAAAUUAUAACUGUUUUAUUCAAAUCUAAUUAAUUGCUACCACCUCCUGCCUUUUCUCUUUC